Molecule: messenger RNA, 1173 nt
Organism: Leptosia nina
Lineage: Eukaryota; Metazoa; Arthropoda; Insecta; Lepidoptera; Pieridae
Source: the annotation of a GenBank genome assembly
AUGUUACACUAUGGAUUUGAACGCCUAGCGAUUUUCAUUUGCAAAGAGCGAAAAAGUGCCGUAGAUAUAAUGGUAGAAGGAAAUAGAGUAAUGCAAGUUGAAAAACUAUUAAGAGACAGGAAUAUCCUGUUUGAAGUGACUUCCACCGACACCGUGGUUAGACAGAAAAGUCCUAUGUAUACCUCAGUAAGACAGUCGAGGUCGCCUCUCAAUAUGUUUCAAAAGCGCGUUUUGGAUUGGAAAGAUUACUACCCGCUGAACGUUGUCUAUAAUUUCAUGGAAAAUUUGGAAGUCCAAUAUCCAUCUACUUGUACUGUUAGUAGCAUCGGCCGCUCGGUCGAAGGGAGAGAUAUUAAAAUGUUGAAAAUUUCCAACAGUGACGCUAGCAAUACAGGCGUAUGGCUAGAUGGCACGAUACAUGCGCGGGAGUGGAUCAGUACCUCUGUCGUUACCUAUAUCGCUGAUCAUAUCGCGAGGAAUUUUAAUAAUUUACCUAAGAAUAUUACUAAUAAAGAUUGGUUUAUUGUUCCCGUCGUAAAUCCGGAUGGUUAUUAUCACUCUCACAUGCAGGACCGAAUGUGGAGAAAGAAUAGGGCUCGUGUUGAUAACACCAUUGUUGGCGUGGACUUGAAUAGGAAUUUCGGGUAUAACUGGGGCCGCUCCGGAGCUGAAUGCUCCUCGGGUGAUCCUUAUCAUCAAAAUUUCCGUGGAAUCGAGCCGUUUUCUGAGCCGGAAGCAGCUGCUGUUAAGGAUCUAAUACUUUAUUCUACAACCCCGUUCAAGAUAUUCAUCACGUUCCACGCGUACAGCGAAGUAAUUUCGUUCCCGUGGUGUUUCACUUCAGAACCUUGUGCUGAUUAUGUCAGGUUAUUAGAAGGUGGUACUGCUAUGGCUAAGGCGAUCUUCGAAACUAAUGGUCGGAUGUAUAAAGUGGGGAACUUCAAAGACCUAAUGUAUCUCGCUGCUGGGACCAGUAUGGAUUGGAGCUAUGGCACUGCGCAUAUACCUUUCUCCUAUCUCGUAGAACUGCGUAGCAAGGAGCACAAAUUUCUACUGCCAAGAGAAGAAAUAGAAGACUGCUGCCUCGAAGUACUCAACGGAGUAAAAGCACUAGCCAACUUUGUCGACCAGAAGAAGUGUUUAAAUUGUACAAUAUUUUCGAAAAAUAAAUAA